This is a messenger RNA of Eublepharis macularius, 723 nucleotides long. It is a transcript of the gene ERMN, whose product is annotated as ermin. Gene Ontology annotation, molecular function: actin filament binding. Bases 7 to 723 code for a protein of 238 amino acids. Lineage: Eukaryota; Metazoa; Chordata; Lepidosauria; Squamata; Eublepharidae. Gene Ontology annotation, biological process: actin filament organization; morphogenesis of a branching structure; regulation of cell projection organization. The transcript has 2 exons. Gene Ontology annotation, cellular component: cell cortex; neuronal cell body; myelin sheath. The record is from RefSeq and is a predicted model, not a curated record.
GGAAUCAUGACAGAAGACAUUCAAGUUACAUCCGGAGUACCAGAGUCUAAUCGGAAUGUGCCCUCUGAAAAGCCACAACUCCAGGUCAUUGAUAUUAUCGAUCAAAUGGCAAAUUCUGUUGAGAUAUUUCCAUAUGAAAAUGCAGAGUUUAAUCCUGACUCUCUGCUUAUGCAAGCGGAUCAAGAAGGAACCGAUCACUUAGUAGAAAGCACAGCUUGUGACGUUUCUGGUGGGGAGAAAGAAUAUCAAGGUCUCUGUGACGAGAAUUAUCCUAUAAGCACCAGAGCACAUGAAGGAACUAAGCAUGAGGAAAGGAACACACAGCAGCUUUGGGAUGAAAAGGUCUACAGCACUAAUGAGGCUGAAGAGGACCAGGAAGAAGUACAGGUGCAUCAACACAAGGAGCAAACUGAAAUGGAAACAUACUUAGAAGUCAAUGAGAAUGCAACAGCAGAUUUUGUUGGGGCAGAAGAAGUCAUGCAGAAUGAAAAUAACGGGGAGUCACAUAAAGAAUGCCAGGAAACCAACAGCAAAGAAUGUCUUCCUAUUGAUCCCAGAAGUAACUCUGAGAUUGAGACACCAAACGAGCAGUUCGGCACCAUGAAAAAAAGUGAUAUAUCCCGGCACAGUUAUUCUCGAUACAAUACAAUAUCUUAUCGGAAGAUCCGCAAAGGAAACACGAAACAGAGAAUUGAUGAAUUUGAGUCCAUGAUGCAUUCAUAA